UUGAAUCUGGCGGGACAGAAAAGACGGAGGUCCGCCAUCUUGUCUGCAGGUUGGACUUGCGGACAUCGGGACAGAGGAAGAAAGGCGGAAAAACACAAGAGAACACAAGCGAUGCACCCGUCUAUAAUCAAGGGUGGAGGACAGUUGCAGAGCACCUCCCCCCACAGCUGGGCACAGUUUGGUUGUCCUCUGUGCCCCAAGUUCAGCACCACACAGGGAGAGACAUUACGGAGACACCUGGGGGCCCACGUACAGAAUGCAGUGCAUCUCCAAGACACUAUCAUUUGCAGAUGCAACUUGUCGUGCAGAGACACGGGUCAUUACCACUGUCCAAACUGCGCAAAAACAAUCGUGCGCAAAAGAGAUAUCACGUCACACGUGACUGGAUGUCAGAGACCAUGUGAUAAAGUGCCACCGCCAUGUGAAACAAUCUCCUCUCAGUCAGCUGACGUCAGCCAAUCUGCACCUUCAUCAUCAUUGGUCUUCACUCCCUGUGCUUCCCAAGAGAAGUCCGCAAACUCUCCAGGAUGCACAUCUUCAAAACCUGACUCGGAGCCUAACUCUCCCCUAUCUGCUCCAGAGGAUUCAAUCACAAAUGAAGACCACUGUUACACACUUUCUCCCAAAGCUUCGCUCCUGUCCCCUUCUGUUUCACCACAGUCUUCUCCACCACCCUCAGCCUCACCCCUAAAGGCCUCUGAGUUGGAUUUAUCACCCAGGGACGAAGUCAGUGCUGCUGCUACUGCUGCUACUGCUGCACGCUCUGAAACAACAGAGCUGACAUGUUUUCGUGUGGCAAAUUUGAAAUCAGUGAAGUGUCCUCACUGCUCCAUUGUUCUUUACAAAAAAAAUCUGUCAGUACACAUACAAAGGAAGCAUGCAAUGCUAAAGGACAUCACAGGUUCAUCUCACCUGGAAUAUGUUGAUAGAAAUUGUAGCACAGGGACACCGGUACCAAGCAGAGGUCACCUGAGCCGGGGGGAGUCAGUUGUUAUCAUCUUAUUAAAAAAAAUAAACAAAUGACUGAAUAAAUAA
Messenger RNA from Hippoglossus stenolepis (Pacific halibut), 1035 nucleotides. RefSeq lists its product as uncharacterized. The record is from RefSeq and is a predicted model, not a curated record. Bases 112 to 1023 code for a protein of 303 amino acids. Lineage: Eukaryota; Metazoa; Chordata; Actinopteri; Pleuronectiformes; Pleuronectidae. The transcript is spliced from 4 exons.